AAGUGUAUUGUAUUUAUACUUAUAAUUAGUUAUAAUACUACAAUAAUAGUUAAAUCAUUACCUCUUAACUUUGAGUAAAAUGAAUAAACUAUUAAUUGUCACAUUGUUGACACUAUUUGGUGGAAUAAUAGCCAAUUAUGAGUGUCCACCUAACCCUGAUAUAUUUCUACCAUGUGAAUGCCUUGUCAACCCCGGUAUACUGCCCUUCUACAGAAGCAUUUAUUGUAAGGGUGACCAACCAAUCAAUCUGACCGCCCUUUUUCAGAGACUGAGCCAUGAAUUAAAAACCGAUGAAAAAGAUUACCUCUAUUUCUCGCUAUUUAACAAAGCGGUGGACGCAUUGCCGGCCAAUGUGUUCGCUGACAUCACAUUUCAAAAUGUUGAGUUAGAUGGUAAAAAUUUGACCAAGGUACAUCGCUUAGCUUUCAAUGGAACGCAGAAUACGUUGAAAUACGUAUGGUCAUCUAGCCCGUUAAUUGUUGAUGAGGAAGGUGAUUGGGACGUAUUUAAGGCGAUUAACCAUGCCUAUAAUUUAAGUAUCGUUUACCUCGAGUCUACUAAUUUGACGAAGAUACCCGACAAUGCCCUACAAUCGCACCCAAGUCUGGAAAGGAUUGAGAUUGACUCUUCGAGCCCGUCCCUCACG
Molecule: messenger RNA, 646 nt
Organism: Oppiella nova
Lineage: Eukaryota; Metazoa; Arthropoda; Arachnida; Sarcoptiformes; Oppiidae
Source: the annotation of a GenBank genome assembly